Ectocarpus sp. CCAP 1310/34 is the source of this 1673-nucleotide messenger RNA. NCBI's taxonomy places the organism in Eukaryota, Phaeophyceae, Ectocarpales, Ectocarpaceae. The record is from the annotation of a GenBank genome assembly.
CGGUGAAGAAGACAAGCGGAAGCCACACCAGAUGAAGAAGUCCGCCACGCUCGGUCGCGUCACGCUCGGGGAGCGGUCCGAGGAGCGCAACACCUACGGCAUGUUCGAGGAGCAGCACAUCGACGGCAUGAUCGGCAUUUUCAUCACCAUAGGCCUCACGAAGAAAGUCCGGAUGCAAAAGAACUGGAGCCGGUCCGCCCACGACAACUACCCGCUGGUCCAGAAGUGCAUGUCGGUUUUGUUGCAGUUGGGAUGGUGGGGGCGGGACAGACGUGGGUCGAAAGGUACCGGAGCCCCCCGGAAAGUCGAAGAUUCUCCCCCGUCUACGGCGCCGCUAUUUCAUGUGCGGGCCGUAUGGGAGCUAGAAGAGAUCCUCAACACUGCAUGGGCGGCGAACGUCGAGUGUGACAAUUGGUUGUCGUACGACGAGCAAAUGAUCAAGACUGUUUCGAAGUACUCGAGCAAGGUUUCUUUCUACUGCCCGGCGAAGCCCAUCAAGCACGGCAUGAAGCUACUAGCGGCGUGCGAUAUCACGGGCUACUGCUUAACCAGCAGCGUGGAUGGCGGCAUGAAAGGUGACCCCAAGCUUCGCCCUUAUAUGGACUGCCCGCUCGGCCGAGCUACUCGCCACGUGCUUCACGUUCUGUUGGGGGAGUGCGGCGUGUUGAGGCAGAAGAUCGAUGGCUCGGGGGUAUUCAUCGCCAUGGACAACUACUUCACCUCCCCCACUGUGUUCGAGUGCCUCGCCUCCUACGACAUCUUCGCUGUAGGUACCUGCCGCGCCGAUCGGACUGCCGGCGCUGAUGCGUACCUCGAGAGCCUCGGGCGUACCAUUCCUAACCGCGGCGACAUGAACCUCUGCCGUUCAGGGCAAGUGGCGUGCGUGCAGUGGGCUGACUCCAAGGGUAUCUUCCUCAUCAGCACCAUCCACUUCGCGCAACCGGCCAAGGGAAAGGAGGAGGCAGGUGGAAUCGACCACAUCAAGCCUUUGCCUCUAUCAGAGGUAGAGGCCAAGAAGCCCAUUGCACCAGGGGGUGAGUUGGAAGAGUUGGAGCUUGCGUCGACGGAGUUGGCGACACUGUCGAAGGUAGAGCGGGCUGUGUGGGAUGAACAGAAGGCAACGCUCCUUAUGGAGAAGUGUAACGUCGCGAGGCCCAACACNGUAGAACUUUUGAUCAGAGAGGUAGAGGCCAAGAAGCCCAUUGCACCAGGGGGUGAGUUGGAAGAGUUGGAGCUUGCGUCGACGGAGUUGGCGACACUGUCGAAGGUAGAGCGGGCUGUGUGGGAUGAACAGAUGGCAACGCUCCUUAUGGCGAAGUGUAACGUCGCGAGGCCCAACAAGGGUGGGAGGCGUCCGGCCUCGGACAACAAGCCGGCCGACCCCGUGUGGGGUAGCGUCACCCUCAAGAGUGGACGCCUGUGCUUGAACCCUACUUGCAAGACGAGGUCGACGAAAGGGUGCUCGUGCGAGCAAUUUUGCACACGGGGGGAUGAGUCUGGGGUUUUUAUGUGCGAAACAUGCUGGAAGAGCCCGGAGUCUCACGAGCAGGCGGCGAAGGCUUACUGGGAUGGUCUGUCAAAGGGCCGCAACAGAAAAGGGUUCGAAUGGCAGAGGGGUUCAGUUGAGACUGCUGGUUGAGGCACACCUGUGAUUCGCACUUGUGUUGCGUUUU